Messenger RNA from Micropterus dolomieu (smallmouth bass), 630 nucleotides. RefSeq names its product janus kinase and microtubule-interacting protein 2-like. Lineage: Eukaryota; Metazoa; Chordata; Actinopteri; Centrarchiformes; Centrarchidae. The record is from RefSeq and is a predicted model, not a curated record. The annotation marks the transcript as partial. The transcript has 3 exons. Gene Ontology annotation, molecular function: microtubule binding; kinase binding.
UCAAUGGCCAAGAAAGGGCGUACGAAGGGCGAGAAGCCCGAAGCGCUCAUCUCUGCCCUCCAGGCAGCCAAUGAAGAUCUCAGGUCCAAACUGACUGACAUACAGAUAGAGCUACACCAAGAAAAAUGCAAGGUGAGCAAACUGGAGCGCGACAAGCUGCAGGAGGUGAAGCGGGUGCGAGAGCAGGAGCAGCACCGUUACACUGCCACGUUAACAGAGCAGCGGGCCAAGUGGCAUGAGGAAAAGCAAAAGGAGCUCCAGGCCCUCAGGGAAAACCUGACACGGCAGCAUGAGCAGGAGCUGGCCCGCCACGCCAAAAUCAAAGACCAGGAGAACCAGAGGCUCAAAGCCGCACUGAGCGCCAUGCGCGAUGGAAGCGGAGAGAAGGUGCGGACAGCACUGACUCUGGAAGCUAAGGAGGACGCACGUCGCUUCUUUGACCAGGAGAGAGUGAAACUCCUGCAGGAGAUAGCAGAGCUGAAAUCUACUAAAAAGCAGACCGAUGAGGCUCUCAGCAACAUGAUCCAAGCCGACAAGAUGAAGGCUGGUGACCUGCGGGUGGAGCACCAGCAGCACCAGGAGCAGAUCUCCAAGAUCAAGUGGGACUGUGAGAGGGACAUCCGCAGACUG